Carya illinoinensis is the source of this 1431-nucleotide messenger RNA. RefSeq names its product heparan-alpha-glucosaminide N-acetyltransferase-like. The record is from RefSeq and is a predicted model, not a curated record. Lineage: Eukaryota; Viridiplantae; Streptophyta; Magnoliopsida; Fagales; Juglandaceae. The coding region runs from base 1 to 1431 and encodes 476 amino acids. The transcript is spliced from 12 exons.
AUGAACAGAGUUGGUGGAUUGAUGCAGGGAGGAGAGAGCUCGUUUGAGGUAGUAGAUACGGGCAUUGUUGCCAUGGCAAAAUCGGGAAGAGAGGUCAAGCCAAACAGCACGGGGAUCGGUAUGAUAUUCAAGGGAAUUGGCAAGAGAAGGGCUGAUGGAGUUGAGGAUCCAGGUAAGGACCAUAUCCUUGGUUUGGUUCCACUGAGUAUAUUCGGGUUUGGUGGGUUCAGGAGGGAUGAGAGUGCCAUCUAUAAAGCCAAGUUUAUUCUUGGCAUUGAGGGCUCGGGUCAUGGCCUUUUGCAAUUUGGGAUAGUUGUCUCCUGUGAGAAGAAAAUACCCAAGAUCGAUGUUGCCAUAAAGAAGAUUGUUAUCAGGACAUUGAAGCUUGAAGCUUCUGUUAUGGGGAAUUUGCAAGGAGGAUACUCUCAUGCACCUGACGUUCUGUCGUAUGGUGUUGACAUGAAGCGAAUCCGAUGGUUUGGCAUCCUCCAGAGAAUAGCUUUGGUAUACUUUGUUGUUGCCAUGAUAGAGACCUUGACAACUAAGCGCCGACCAGUCGUCCUAGAGGCCGGACACAUUUCUAUCUUCACUGCAUAUCGAUGGAUUGAAGGUUUCGUUGCCUUUCUUGUUUACUUGGUCACGACGUAUGCACUAUAUGUUCCAGAUUGGAGUUUCGUGUUACACAAGGAUGAUGGAGCUAAGAGAUACACAGUUAAAUGUGGAAUGAUCAGAGGGCACUUAGGAUCCGCAUGUAACGCCGUUGGGCAUGUUGAUAGACAAGUUUGGGGAGUUAAUCAUCUCUAUUCAUACCCUGUUUGGAAACGCUUAAAGGUUUGCAACUAUGGGGAGAAUGCUCCAAGUUGUUGCCUUACUCCAUUCGAACCUGAAGGCCUGCUGAGUUCAAUUUCGGCUAUCCUCCAUGGGACCAUUGGCAUCCAUUAUGGGCACGUUCUGAUUCAUUUUAAGGGUCACGCUGAGAGGCUUAAGCAAUGGGUCUCGAUGGGCUUCAUCUUGCUCAUUGUGGCAAUCGUUCUCCACUUUACAGAUGCUAUUCCUAUGAACAAGCAACUCUACAGCUUCAGCUACGUUUGUUUCACAGGAGGUGCAGCUGGAAUUGUCUUCUCUGCUUUUUAUAUACUGAUUGAUGUUUGGGGGCCUCGUACACCAUUCUUAUUCUUUGAAUGGAUAGGCAUGUAUGCAAUGCUAGUGUUUGUAAUGGCAGCCCAAGGCAUCUUUGCGGCAUUUGUAAACGGAUGGUAUUAUGAAACUCCAGAUAAAACUCUAGUCAAUUGGAUUCAGGAUCAUAUUUUCAUCAUUGUUUGGCAUUCGAAGAGGCUUGGGACCCUCUUAUAUGUGAUAUUUGCUGAAAUCACAUUUUGGGGUGUCGUUUCGGGCAUCUUGCACAAACUUGGAAUAUAUUGGAAGCUGUGA